Messenger RNA from Aspergillus welwitschiae, 1527 nucleotides. Its product is annotated as cytochrome P450. The record is from RefSeq and is a predicted model, not a curated record. The transcript has 5 exons. Gene Ontology annotation, molecular function: oxidoreductase activity, acting on paired donors, with incorporation or reduction of molecular oxygen; iron ion binding; heme binding. Bases 1 to 1527 code for a protein of 508 amino acids. Lineage: Eukaryota; Fungi; Ascomycota; Eurotiomycetes; Eurotiales; Aspergillaceae.
AUGUUUGUAUACGCAUGGCUAGGUAUAGGCCUAUUAGCCUACUAUGUCUUCCGCAGUGUUUAUCUGUUGUAUUUCCAUCCCCUUCACAAAAUCCCUGGCCCCAAGUUAGCAGCCAUCACCUACGGUUACGAGUUCUACUACAAUGUUAUCAAAGGUGGAAAAUUUGUCUGGGAAAUUGAGCGCCUGCACAAGAUCUACGGCCCCGUCAUUCGCAUCAACCCCGAUGAAGUCCACAUCAAUGACCCAGAUUACUACGAAGAGAUCUACACUUCCCGUGCUCGCCGUCGAGAGAAAGACCCUGUCCAAAUAGCCCAGUUUGACCUGGACGGCGCCGUUUUCUCGAGCAUCACACCUGAAACGCAUCGUCAGCGUCGCUCUCAUCUGGAUAAGUUUUUCUCGAAGCAGGCCAUCUCCAAUAUUGAGUACCUCAUCCACGAUAGCUUGGACAAGAUUAUUAAAACCUACAAAGAGGCAUACCAGAGCAACAACGUAGUCAACUUGGACGCCGGAUUUGCAGGCCUAACCGCAGACGUUAUCUACCAGUAUGCCUUUGGGUUUAACCCGGGCAACCUUGACGCAGAAGGAUUUAAUGAGAGCGUACGGGAUGCCUCCAACGCAUUCUUCAGAGGGAUUCAUAUUCUCAAUUUCUUUCCCUUCAUCAAGGUCAUCAUGGGCGUAAUGCCGCUUGGGUUACUGCGCCUGGUAAGUGAGCCUGCAGUGACAUUAGUGAAGGAGCGAGAGGAUUUGUAUGCACGAAGUGUGGCCGCCCUAGAGAGGAACCAGACUUCCGUGCAGCAAGAUGAAAAGGUCAGUAACAGCAGGGGCGCCAUCCUGGAUGCCAUUGCCGGGCCUCACAUGCCAGCACAUAUGCGGACGCCUGUACGGCUUAUGAACGAGGGGCUUGCUCUAGCCAUCGCGGGAACGGAAACCACAGCGCGAUCGCUUUCUGUCGGGACCUAUCACUUGCUUACGAGGGAUGAUAUUCGGCUCAAAUUAAGAGAGGAACUUAAGACCGUGAUGCCUACACCGGAUACGCGGGUGGGUCGCACGGAGCUGGAGAAGCUGCCCUAUCUGUCCGGUGUCAUCAAUGAGUCCAUGCGUCUUUCAACAGGCGUAUCGUCCAGAAUGCCUCGAGUAGCCCCUACAGAGGCACUGGUCUACAAGGAACAUGUUAUUCCCCCUGGUAGUCUCUUCAGUUCAAGCCACGUCUUCAUUCUUAUGGAUCCCUUCAUCUUUCCCAACCCUCGUGAUUUUGACCCCGAACGCUGGAUCCGAGCUGCUGAAAAGGGAGAGCGAUUGGAUCGGUAUCUGGUGAACUUUUCCAAGGGUUCUCGGAUUUGCCUUGGCAUGCAGCUGGCUUAUGCGGAGCUUUUCAUUGUUAUUGCCACACUUAUGCGCAUGUUUGAUAUGGAGCUGGCUGAUACACCUAGAGAGACUAUUGAAUUCGCGCGUGACUUUGGGACCCCGUAUCCUGAGAAGGGGAAUUUGUGUGUCAAGGCGAGGAUUACGGGGUUGGUUCAGCAGUAG